AGUCCGAAUCAAUACGUCUUAUAUUGGAUGUCUCUAGAUGGUGUGUUGCAGCACAGCCUUAUCUCCUAGAUGCAAGCAACUCGCUGAUUUGUUUCGCCCCAGUCGCCGAGGCAGCCCCAGAUGCAAGACACUCACCGGCCUCUCCCGCGCAGGGGGCCAAGGCAGAAUCGUUAAGUCCAAAUCAAUACGUCUUAUACAGAUGUCUCUGGAUGUCGCCGAGGCAGCCUCAGAUGCAAGACACUCACCGGCCUCUCCCGCGCAGGCGGCCAAGGCAGAAUCGUUCUGCAAGCACUCUGUUCGCUAUUCCCGCUCAUCGAUUCUUAUCCGCGAAGUACUCUAGCCUCAACCAGCAGCAUGAACGAGGAAACUACCAUAUCACUGCGCUAUCUCCUGGAAGCUAGGUUGAUAGAGCUUCUUGAUAGCAAUUUUGCAGACUGGCGCAUGAGUAAGACGGAUACCGAAGUCAGAAUUUUCGCAG
This is a messenger RNA of Mytilinidion resinicola, 478 nucleotides long. RefSeq lists its product as uncharacterized. The record is from RefSeq and is a predicted model, not a curated record. NCBI's taxonomy places the organism in Eukaryota, Fungi, Ascomycota, Dothideomycetes, Mytilinidiales, Mytilinidiaceae. The transcript is spliced from 4 exons. The coding region runs from base 38 to 340 and encodes 100 amino acids.